GUCAUCACGAUGCCAGCGCUGCCUCUGGAUGAACUCCAGCUGACAGAAAGGGAUCCCAAGACAGGGAAGCUGAGAACUUUACCGGCACUGCACCCAGAAAUAAAAGCAGAUCGGUCUUUUGUGCUAUACAGACCGCCACCUCUUGUCAGAGACCCUGCUUUAGUUGAAGAAUUCUUGGAGCGGGCCAAAUUCAUUGCAGAUGACCUGAACUGGCUCCUGGCUUUGCCUCAUGACAAAUUCUGGUGCCAGGUAAUAUUUGAUGAGACGCUUCAGAAAUGCCUGGAUUCCUACCUGUGCUAUGCCCCUCGCAAGUUUGAUGCGUUCUUGGAUUGCCAUCCAGAGGUGAAUGACAUGCAGAAAUGUCUUCAUCGCAGCAUCUUCCUGACUUUCCUCAGGAUGUCUACUCACAAGGAGUCCAAGGAUCAUUUUAUCACUCCCUCUGUCUUUGGAGAAAUUAUUUACAAUAACUUCCUGUUUGACAUCCCUAAGAUUCUGGAUCUCUGUGUGCUUUUUGGGAAAGGAAAUGGUCUCCUGCUCCAGAAGAUGAUCGAAAAUAUCUUCACUCAGCAGCCGAGUUACUUCGGUGACCUGGAUGAAACUCUGCCCACUGUCCUCCAGGUGUUCAACAAUAUUUUACAUAAAUGUGGUUUGCAGUGUGAAGGAGCCUCUGCUGAGCCCCAGAAACUGGAAGAAAAAGUCAGCGUGACCCCGGGGAACAUGCCGCUGCAGGAGCUGAAAGAUGUUGUGCUGUACUUAUGUGACACUUGCACAACACUCUGGGCGUUCCUUGAUGUCUUCCCAUUGGCUUGCCAGACCUUCCAAAAACAUGAGUUUUGCUACAGGUUAGCUUCGUUUUAUGAACUGGCAAUUCCUGAGCUGGAAUCUGCAAUUAAGAAGCGGCAUUAUGAGGAUAACAGUGUUUUUGCUGAUCUGUGGAGGAGGAUUUCACAUUCCAGGAAGAAGAUGAUAGAAGCUUUUCACAUCCUAAUAAACCAAGUCUGUCUGCAGCCCAUCUUAGAAAGCAGCUGUGAGAACAUUCAGCCUUUUAUUGAGGAAUUUCUACAGAUCUUCACUUCAGUGCUUCAGGAAAGGAGAUUUCUCCGUGAUUAUGACGAGCUGUUCCCCAUUGAGGAUGAUGUCAGCCUGCUUCAGCAAGCAUCCUCCACGCUAGAUGAGACCAGGACAGCCUAUAUCCUGCAAGCAGUGGAAAGUGCGUGGGAAGGGGUAGACAGGAAAAAAGCACAAGUCGUUAAAGAUGCAACACCAGCAGCAGCAUCUAAUGGAGCAUCAGCAACAGUGGAGAGCACUGCUGAAGCCGUCCCUCAGCUGCUGUCUCUUCCCAGUAAUGCCACCAGUUCUCUUUGAUCCGUGCAGUGUGCCGGUGCAGCUGCUGCGCCCAUUGCCAAGGUGUCAGGGGUGGAGCUGGACUCCCUGAUCUCUCAAGUGAAGGACCUGCUGCCAGACCUCGGUGAGGGCUUCAUCCUGGCCUGCCUGGAGGAGUACAGUUACAACGCGGAGCAGGUCAUCAACAACAUCCUAGAAGACAAACUGGUGCCAUACUUGGAUAAGCUGGACCGAGCAAUGCACAGGAAGCUGAAGCCAGACCCUACUCCUCUGGUCACUUCUCGCUAUAAUGUUUUCCAGAAUGAUGAGUUUGAUGUUUUCAGUAGGGAUUCAGUGGAUGUUUCUCGGAUACAAAAAGGCAAGCGGAGGGACGACACGACCAGGAGUUUGCUGAACGACAAACGCCUGGUUGCGGAGCAGAAGGAGCGCUACAGCCAGUACAGCGUGGUCGUGGAGGAGAUCCCAGUGCAGCAAGGAGAGGCUCGGCUCUACAGUGAGGACUACGAGGACGAGUAUGACGACACUUACGAUGGAAACCAAGUGGGGGCAAAUGAUGCCGACUCAGAUGACGAGCUGAUCAGCAGGAGGCCGUUCACAAUUCCUCAAGUUUUGAGGCCUAAAGGACAGGAGGAAGGACAGGAAGAAGAAGAAGAGGAUGAAGAGGAGGAGGAGGAAGAAGCUGAAAAGGAAAGAGACCACUUUGUGCAGGACCCAGCCGUACUGCGGGAGAGGGCUGAAGCCCGGCGGCUGGCUUCCCUUGCGAGGCGGGGGCACAAGCACGACAGCUCUGCUGUUGUUGGGAACGUGAAGGGACAUGGGCAGAACCGGGAAACAGCGCAGGAACGAAGGAAGAAGGAAGCAAACAAAAGCACAAGAGCUAACCAUAAUCGGCGAGCCAUGGCGGACAGAAAGCGGAAUAAAGGCAUGAUUCCCUCCUGA
Messenger RNA from Mesitornis unicolor (brown roatelo), 2283 nucleotides. RefSeq names its product activating signal cointegrator 1 complex subunit 2 (gene ASCC2). Gene Ontology annotation, biological process: regulation of DNA-templated transcription. Lineage: Eukaryota; Metazoa; Chordata; Aves; Mesitornithiformes; Mesitornithidae. The record is from RefSeq and is a predicted model, not a curated record. Gene Ontology annotation, molecular function: ubiquitin binding. The transcript is spliced from 18 exons.